GUUUCCGCUGUUUCUUUCUUUACUCUGCCGGGGCGUGUGCUUUUAUUAUUAUUUUUAUUUUCCCCUUCCACCAUGACCUGCUUGCCUUCAUCGUGCGAUUUGCUGCUCGUGAUAUUAGCAAAUCCGAAGCCCCCACCACUUUCGUUGUGGCCUUUGUCUUAAGUUUUCCUUCUCUGCCCUUGAACUCCCUUCCUUGCAGCUCCAUCACUUCGGUCAAACCUGGUUGCGGCGCGCUGGUCUACUCCGUUCGUUCCGCUACUCUCUCACUCCACAAUGCGCGACAUUGCUAUUUCGGUCUCCUUCUCUCUCUCUCUUUUGUGUGGAGUUAGCGGAUGUAGCCAGCCAGAGAGGUGGAAGUAUGUAAGCGUGGCAAAUGAUGAAUGCGGGAGGGUAGUCUUUGUGUAAGGUGGAGGAGGACGUGAUGCCGAUAGAGUGGUGCUGUACUAGGAUGGGGUUGGUGCUUCGAUUGGUUGAACUUGCCGUUGGUUUUUUGGUGUUUCUUCACUAGAUUUGGAUGAGGGGUGCACAGGUUUGUAAUUGUGCGCCGCGAGUGUGGCGUAUAAUCCAAGACGUGGGUCGAGAUGUUCGAGGUUCUUUGUAGAGGAUGUGAUGGGUCUGUGUUCGGACUGGAUCAUUGUUUACGCUGAGGUAUCCGAAUUGAUGAAGAGAAUACUUUGUGCCGGUUGAUCGCACUUCACGAAAUUAGACUGGGUGCUGAUUAACUUGACAAUGUGAAUAAGUGGUUAAUCUACCCGCUGAUUUUCUACAGUCCCUGUGUCGAAAGCUGCUCGCCUGCCGAGAGUAAGCAGUGAUAGAGUAUACCGAGGUCACUUAAUGUUUUGGUGAUGGGGUGUGGGUGCGGAAAAGUGUUUACCUUGAAGAAUGCAGUGAUGUUGUUGGUAGAUUACGAAUUGAGUGACUCGUUAAGAUCGCCGAACUAAGUCUCCGAAGCCUUGCAUCAUUCAAUUCUACGAUGCUGAGCUGUACGUUUCGCGGGCUCUUUCCUCCGUUUCUACAAGCUCCUCAGUCGAACUUGACAGGUUGAAGCAUUGCAGUGUUCAAGAGAUGUUCGUCCAGAGCAGGCUCUCGAGAUUGGAUGCGCGAAUUUGGACUCCGUGUCGAUCAUUGCGUAGUAUCACAAAGUACAGAUUGCAAAGUUACUUGGUCAUGGGACGGUUGUAGGAAAUUUAAAUUUCUGACCAGCUUUCUUAGCUGCCAGGAUAAGCGAAUGAUAAUUUCCAGGACUAAACCAGCUUUUGCUAGGAUCUACUAGAGGGCUAUGACAGGGAUCCUUCAGAUAUUCGACCGUUAUAAGACGAAGCCGUACGCUAAGAAUGAAAGCAGAAGGAGCAAAACCGGGGAGUCCGUGAUUAAAACAGUGCCAAAACACUACUUGGUUGAGGGAGAUGCUGUGGUAAGAAGAGCACCUUCUGAUCAGGCAUGGUCAGAAGUUUCACGGGACUCUCAUUGGUCCUCCUCUGCCGACAUCACCGAGGUCAUGGUUAAGACUUCGGCGUCCUCAAACGGACCUUAUAACGUGCAGAAAUCUGAUCCAACUGCUCGUCCAUCUAUUGACUUUCCAAAGCCAAGAUUCUCCACUCAAAUUCCCUGCCCACCUGGUGCCAUGCAGGAUGACGGUUUUGGUUUCAAGGAAUCGUCUAAAAACCCCGAGAGCUACACAUCCGACGCUGGAGUGCUGAAGUUCUCUAUGCCGUCCAGUAGCUCUGUGAGUCACAGAAGCAAAGUUAGACUUAAGCCCCCAUCUCGGGACUUGCGGAAUGCAUCUAAAUCCUCAGCUCAUUUGGAUGCUUUGAGGACGACGAUGGAGACGAUUGCGCAUCUCGAUGAUGCCAGUGACAUUUCUCGCGCGGUUUCGCAGACGUGGGAGCUAGUUCGUCCAUCGUUUAAUGCCACAGAGCGUCUCCGACAUGCGCCUCCUGAUACGAGGAGAGACUCGCAACGGUACCAUCGCUCUGGUGACGAGCGGGAAGGUGCCAGGUACCAUAGGGAUGGUCACCAUUACCAAUCUUCUGGUGAUGAGAAGGAUAGUCAUCAGCGUAUGUCAGCGAAUGAUUCCAAAGAGGCUCAGAAGUACUCCUUAGUUACUGCGGGUUAUAGGGAGCAAGUAUUUGACGAUGUAAUGGACCACCAUAGACCCGAGUUCCCCUCUGAGGCAAAAGAAUUCUUACAUUCAUGGCAUGUUAACGAAGGGUGCAAGGAUCAAGCAUCAAAUCUUGUGAAGGAACCUGUCAUAUAUACGUCUUCUGGUAAUGAAAUGGAUAAUCGGGGAACGACCAUCUUAUUUGGGAGUGGACGGAGAGUUCGAAAGUUGCACGAAUACAAUGUACGCAGGGAUAGUCGUAGACAUCGUUCCUCUCCUGACCCAGAAAGUAACAGAAGCUAUUGGCCUGUCGAUACCAGGGAUAUCCAGAGACAUCAGUCUGCAAGUGACUCUUGCAAGGCAUCGACUGGUGACGAGAAAUUUGUGCAGAGACCCUUCUCUUCUACUCGAAGACGUCGUUCUCUUACAUUAGCUAAUGAAAAGGGGCACAAAUAUUCACCAUCAAAUGAAAGAGGCGAAGGACGAAGACAACAUGCUCACGAUGCUGGGAGAGAAAGUCAAUGUAUGCACUCUUCUGGACACAACAGGGGUGGCCGUAGAUCCACGGCUUCGAAGGACACUUGUCGUGACCGUUCUUCCGCGAACAGUUCAGGUUACAAGCAUCAGUCUGGAGCAGACCCAAAUGAGCACCAAAAGUACCAGUCUGCUGGAGAAGUGAAAUCUGGAUAUAAGAAACAUAUGCCCACUGCCAGGGGCUCCAAUUAUCAACCUCGUACUGGUGUAUUUACAGGUCGCCGUUACCCGUCCUCAGGUGUUUGUAAUGAAGCUCACAGGAUAUUUGCGUCCGCUAGAGAGAGAGAAGAUUUUGAAGGGCACGAUCCUUCUGUUCGUACCUUCAACGGUUGGAGGAAUGAGUCUUCCGAUGAAGACAGGGAGGUGUUUCUGCAGCACAUCCACCCUAUUGCUCGGGAUGACCUUAGAAGUUAUUCAUCUAUUGCAGAUGCACACAGGAGGUUAUCACUAGGCAAUUAUGACAGGCAUAAGAGAUACAGUUCCUCAAAUGACGAGAGGCGGCGAGACAGGAGUCGGUCAUCUGUCAAACAUGGUCGUAAACUUGAGUCUACCCUUGACUCAGGGGGAGCUUCUGGAGAGUAUGGACACCUUCGUCCCAUUGAUAGAGCCGUAGAAUGGGUCGCUGGUGAAGCCAAUGUUGCUCGUAGUCUCCUGGUACCUGUUGCAAUGAAGGAGGUACGUAGAAGAAGCUCUUCUGUAGAUUCGAGAGGAGAGCGUCGACAUCGAGACUCAAACUCAUCUGUAGCAUUUCUGGAGCCUGCCAAGUUCCGGUUGUCUGUCGAUAAUGGGAUGUCAAAUUCUAAAGACGAAGAAUUUUCUUCUGGCUUCAGCAGGGAUCUGCCACCCAGGUCUUCUGCUAGGGAUCUGCCUCCCAGGUCACCGAGGGAUCUAGUCGACAGUAGAGACUUAAGGAGAUUGAACGUGCAGGUUAAGGAAAAUUCUCAUUCGUCUUUUCUUAGAGAUAGCUACCAUGGGGAGCUCGGUAAGUCUGCAAUGUUCCCUGAGCAAUCCCAACUAUCUUCUGGGAGUGUCACAGGUUCUCACGAUUUCAGGGAGAUUCUUAGAGCUUUAGACUUUAAGGACUCCCUGUGGGGUGCUGAGAAGUUGCGGGACGUGUCGUCACGGAAUUCCACUGAUGGUAGAGAUCCACCUCGCACAUCGAACGUAUCUCGGGUUUCUGUUGACAGUCGCCAGUACCAAUCAAGUACACCCCGUCUCUCUGUGGACGGUAGGGAGCAUUUGCGUGCUAGUAGUCUUCAUUCUUCGAGGGCAACUUCAGUGGAUGCACAGGUUCAGCACAGAACUAACUCGAUGGAUAGUAGUGCGUCAGGAGAGUUUAAUAGGCGAGGGCCUGGUGUGAUUGCUCGGCUGAUGGGCGUAGCGGAACUUCCAGUCAAAGGUACUCCACUUUCAGGUUCAGAUAAGGCUCAGAUUCGGGAAGGAAAGUCUUUGCAGAAGUUGCUUAAUAAAACUCCCUCAUCCGAAGCCACUUCUCCGCCCACAGAUCGGGGCAGAUUACAGCUUCAUCUCACUGAGGUGGCUCAACAGAUGAAGCAAGUCGCAGCUCGACUUCACCAAGACUCACAACUUCGCCAGAAAUCUAUGCAAGCCUCGCUAUGGAUACGUCCCAAGAGGAAGUCGAAAACCAAAUCGAAGAUGCAGUCACGGUCGAGGUCUCCGCCACCCGCCCCUGCUCCAGCACAUGAAGCGGACACACAGAGUUUGAACCAGCAUCAGGGCAAUGGUAUCUUUGGACGUCAGGCAGACCCUGGAAGUCCCCUACCCCGGCAACCCAUGUCACCUAAACACCACCAAAUGGAAGGAAUGCCCAAAGUAUUCAACAAACGACCUCAGGAAUUUCUCUCUGGAGAUUUUGACCAUAGACUGCAUCAGCUCCGCAUUAAGAACUCGAUUCAGGAGCAUAGAACCCUUAAGCAGAUUCUGGAAGCCAUGCAUCUGAAGGGAUUGCUUCAUCCGCCUCAGAGGAAGCCUCCUAAAUCACCUAGGGAAGUACUUCACGGGCAAGGGUAUUUAAGAGAGGAAGAACAGCGACCGUUGCAAAAUUUUACUUCCUCAAGAUUGAGCGAGGUGGCAAGAACAAAUCGCAAGGAUUUCCAGGAGCAGUUGACUUUCGAAGACCUAAUUCGGAUCGAUUCCCACGGACAGGAAGAACCAACACUUGACAAUGAUCAUUCAGGAGAAGCUUCAAUUGUAUUGAUGAAGCCUGUAAAUUACCGUUCCAGCAGGCUUAAUACCCUCCCCGCUGCAAUUAAAGAAGUUGAUUCCAACUCUGAAAUAUCGGGUCUUGCUGCAUUUGAGAAAGAUAAUAUUGAAAUCGGUGACAGGGGAAGGGGAUCAGAGCGGCGGACUGGCAGCAGUGGUAGAGAAUCCAGGUCUCAUUCUCUUGAGUCUCUUAAUCAAAGAUCUGCUGAUAAGGAGCAGGUUGAAGAUCUAAGUUUUGCCAAUGUAAUGUUCUCUUGGAGAGAACGCAUAGCAGCAGAUGCAGCUAAAAAAGCAACGAUGGAGCUGGCAGAAACUAAAUCACAAACUUUCUCUAAGAGUACACCAGGAAAACAUCGGUCUCGAGAAGUGAGCCCCUUACAAUACGAAACCAGAGAUUCAAACUCAAUAGAGAAAAGGGCUGGGAGUAGGAGUCCAAAGGUUGAGGGAAGUCUUGAGGAAUCUAUUUUCACUAAUAGACAGGAGUAUAAUGUAGCGCAGGAGAAUGGUGAUCACGAAGAAGACAGGUUUAAAAUGGUUGGCUGCAGAAAAUCUGAUCAUCAGCUCUCUGCUUCGACUGCUGAAGCAUUGGCUGCUAUGGAUGCCUCCUCUGAUAGCGUCCCAGCUCAAGCUUCAGUUCUUCGACACAAGUUGACAUCAGGAAAAUCGAGUCGCAGAAAGGAUAAACUUAAGGCUUUACAUCGUGAAGAUCUCCAUAUAAAACCAUCCCCGUCGCCUUCCAUAAGCAACCUUGAGACUAGCUACAUGACAGGAAAGCCUGAUCAUAGCUCCCAUCUUGAUCUCAAUGUCCCUCAGGUAAUUAACCCAAUUUCGGAUUCGAAAGCUCCAGGAGAAUCUUUGGAGACUCCAGAGGUUAAUUCAAGAAUAAUGCCAAAGAAAAGGAAAACUGCAGAGUCUGUAAUCGUGAUUGUAGAGAAGUCUCAACUUCCUCCAGGUGUUGCUUCGAAAUUUGAGGUGAAGGAUUCAUCUCAUGAUGAGGGGGAUGACAGUACCCUCGUUGAGAAAAGUAAGAUGUCUCAAGAUGUCUCUUUUGCAGGUCCCGAACCAGAAGACGCAAAAGAUGAUAAGAUGGAAGAUCCUUUUAGUGAUGGGGUAGAAGUGCGUACCCCCGAAGGCUUUUCUUCCGGAAGAGAAAAAUGCCUUUCCGGAGAUGGCUCUUUUAUCCUCCAGGGGACUGACUUUUAUCCAAGUCCAGUAUCAGUUCUUGAUAGUCCAAUGUAUCAAGAAGAAUUUCAGCUGGAGGAGUUGAUUGCAAGUCCCGGCUCUGUCAAAUCAAGUAUGGCCAAACAUGCAGAUGUCGGGGACAUCCCCCAAUAUGAUGCAGUAGGAGUAGAAUGUGAAAACGAACCAGAGAUUCUAACUUCCCGUUCUCGAGCAAGCAAGGAAAUAUCUGAUCCCCUCAGAGACAUAUACACUAAAUUGGCCUCAACUCUUGAAUUGAGUGAGAGAGAAAUUUGUCGAGGUCAAUUAGAUGCAGAUCCUCAGAUUCUAUUCGCGGUAGGUACUAAUAAGAAAAAUGGAAAUGCAACCGAGGUAAUAUCUGGUGAUCGAAGCAAGGGAAAACUAUUUGUGCAGAGCAUAUUAAUAGAGUCGGGUUUAACCCAGGAAGACUCUCGCUUUACUGAGGGCGCAUCCGAAAUUAUGCAUUUUGGGGUAUUCACUACUACGGAAGAGAAGUUGCAGACGAAGGAGUUGCAGUCAAUAGACAGGGGGGAACUAGAGAAAAGUGAGGAACUCAGAUACAAAGAAAGUCUUGAUCGUAGAUUAAUAUUCGACUGCAUGAAUGAGAUCUUAGAGAGGAAGAUGAAGCCUUACCUCAAUCCGCAGCCAUGGGGUAUCCCUGUUGUACGAAGGAAGCCUAGUGGCCAGCGUCUCAUCGAUGAAGUCUGGGAUGAAUUGAAAGACUUGCAUUGGCCAACUACUGCUGACUACGACACUCUCUACGCAGUUCUUCAGAAAGAUUUUAUGCGGAAGGGAUUCCAGUGUCUGGAGUUUAGUGUUGAAGUAGUCGACGUGGGGUGUGAGCUCGAGAGAAUAGUUCUUCAGGAACUGGUCGAGGAAGUUGUGCAAGAUUUAAUCUCUUUGGAAACAAAACCUGUGAAAGAACUCUGUGAACAACUACCAGCGUGUCCUUCAACCCUACGAAGCCCCAACGUGCUUGCAGUAUGUCCCUCGCCUCUGUCGCCUCCAGACAGUCCCUCUUCUCCUCCAACGCCCUUACGUCCUGCCUCACCUGGAGCUCCAUCAGAGGCUCCCUCAGAAUUGUCACAAGCUCCAUCCGAAGUGUCAGCCGUGUCGCCUGACGACUCCGAACGCAGACGUCGGGAGCUCCUAGACAAGACCAGAAGAGAUCUACUUGCCUGGCAUGUACAAUAUCAACAACUGUAGCUUAAGAAAACCGCAGACCAGGGACGGCGAAGUUCUUUGUAUUAUUCUUCCCACAUCAGUCAGCCUCCUUGUAUUAGAGUUCAGAACUUCAUAUAAGUCCGACUCAGCAACAGCCAAAAUCUCUCAAUUUAUCUCUAUUCUUUCGUCGGUCUCAAAGGAGUUCGACAGAGGAUGUUUUCAAUAUUUUUGAUAGAGAUUGUGUAAAUCACUUCCGUGUCUCCAAAUGCCUUGAGCCGAAUGUACUGUCAGCAUUCUUACUUA
Molecule: messenger RNA, 7525 nt
Organism: Physcomitrium patens
Lineage: Eukaryota; Viridiplantae; Streptophyta; Bryopsida; Funariales; Funariaceae
Biological process (GO): regulation of monopolar cell growth
Source: RefSeq, a predicted model, not a curated record